This is a messenger RNA of Setaria italica (foxtail millet), 1640 nucleotides long. RefSeq lists its product as uncharacterized. The record is from RefSeq and is a predicted model, not a curated record. Bases 203 to 1381 code for a protein of 392 amino acids. Gene Ontology annotation, molecular function: protein binding. The transcript has 3 exons. NCBI's taxonomy places the organism in Eukaryota, Viridiplantae, Streptophyta, Magnoliopsida, Poales, Poaceae.
UCGGGCCCUUCACUGUACUCUAGCAAGCGGUGCCUUCAGCAUCUGCAAUUUUUGCACAAUCAAAACCGUUUCGCCCUUUUGAAUCAGAAUAACAAGAUGAUCUCAAUCUGAGGAAGCAAUCGUCGAUUCAAUCAAUCUCAGCUUUCUCGGAUGUUCGGAUCCGUCAGAUAAAGAGGCCCACGGCGCUGGUUCUCCGGCGGCGAUGGAUUCCGGCGCCGGCACCGCCGUCGGCGAGAUGUUCGACGAAAUGCCCCAAGAGAAGAGGGCGAGGAUUGACGCGGGCGCCGAGGACCCGCCGGAGUCGUCGUGGGCGGGCCUCCACGCGGACGCCCUGGGCGUCGUGCUCCGCUUCCUCCCCUGCCUCGCCGACCGCGCCAGGGUGCGUGCCGUGUGCCGCCAGUGGCGCGACGCCGCGCGCGGCCGCGGCGUGGCCCCGCCGCUGCCGCUGCUGGUGCUCCCCAGGUUCAGGUUCGCGAGCCUGACCCCCGGCGGCGUGCUGUCGGCCGCGCGGCGCGCCUGGAUGCCACCGGGGCUGGACGCCGGCAACGCCUGCUGCGUGGGGUCCUCUGACGCGUGGGUCGUGGGCGCCGGGCAGGCCGGCGGCGAGUGCUUCAUUGUGAACGCCUUCUCCCACGAGGUGCGCCGUCUACCGCACCUGGGCACCUACGACUGCUCGCUGCGCAAAGUGGCGCUCUCCGCUUCGCCUGAGUCGGCACCCGACUGGAUUGCGGUUGCCUUCAUGAUCCGCUGGUCCAGGCCUGAACUGGCGCUCUGGAGACCCGGGAUGAGGUCAUGGCGCGUUUGCCAUCACGCUCUGUUCGCGGGGCACAUCGAUAUCGCCUUCUACCAAGGGAAGCUAUACAUGCUCUGGAAGUUCACGCCGUGCCUCUUCGCCUUUGAGCUCGGUGAUGAUGAGCAUGGUGUCACCAUCUCUCGCAUGAAGGAUUGUUUCAUCGAAAAGCUCCUCCCUACCACUCUUGGGUCCACCCAUGAACUGAGCUGCAACAUGGUGGAGUGGCAUGGAAGACUGUUACUGAUCAUCAGAUACUAUGGUGGUUACCAAGCCAGGCACAGAGUUAAGGUCAAAGUGUUCGUGAUGGACUUGAGCACGAACCCAUCUGUACUCACUGAGAUCCACAGCUUCGGCAGCGACUGCAUCUUCAUUGGCUCAGGCGGCUGCAAGUCCUUUCCUGCUGGUCAGCACGGUGGAGUUGAAGGUGACCUUAUCUACUUCGGUCCUGAUCAUUACAACCCUCACGAUGCAUUUGUGUACAGCAUGAGAGAUGGUAGGACAGGGCCCAUUUUUAAGCCAUUACCUUGCGUCACUCAUGCAUCGGAGCGCAACCUCGGUUUCCCGGUGUGGUUGUUUCCUAAAGAAUGAUGUGCUUCAGGAGCAAAUCUGUUCUAAUGGGUGGUCAGGUCAGGUGCUGCGGUUUGCUCUCAAAGGUUCUGUGUGCUGUGAUGCAUGAUGUUUUGUAACUCAAUCUGUUGGAGAGUCAUGUGUGUUCCGUUCCCAAAUCCCUGUCCAUAAUCCAUAUAGUGAGGGAGCUUAAUUGGGGAACAAGGGAGAUCAUCGGCAGAAAUUGUUUUCUGCAGUUGUAUAUGCCUCAAAUGGUCUACAUGCAAGUUUUUAAUUGGCA